AUCCGACUUGUUGAGUGACGAUGGGGGAGGGUCACGUGUGCAGUAGUAGUUCGGAGCAGCACGGCUUGUAGUGUGGAAUAGCUUGUAGUUUACGCCUCAUUUACUGGAACUGCAGACAGAGAAUAUAACUGGCAUGUACCGCACUGUUAACUUAUUGAACAUUUCUCGUUGGACGCAGAGAGGACGUGUUUGUGAUUGCUUUGCAUUGCCAAAGACAGACAGAGGGUCAUGUCUGCGGGAGUAAAUGGGAUUCAAAUGCCGCCUCCGUAGAUCUCUCACCGAGUCGGAGCCUUGCUGUGCAGCUGAUCCUGCCCCCGUGGGUCCCGCGCCAUGUGGAGCUGCGUGCUGUCCAAUGAGACGGACGACAGGGCGGACCAGCGGCUGUGCCAGGACCUGGGCCUGGCGCUGUCGGUGCUGUCGCUGGCCUACCUGCUGGUCUGCUUCCCCACCGGCCUCUGCUACAACGCCCUGCUGGUGGCGGUCAACCUCUCCAACAAGGUGUCCAUGACCAUGCCCGACGUCUACUUCGUCAACAUGGCGGUGGCCGGCCUCCUGCUGGGCGCCCUGGCGCCCGUGGAGCUCCUGGGCCCCGCCUACACCCGCUGGCCCGCCUGGGACCCCGGCAACGAGGUCUUCGUGGGCCUCCUCAUCCUCUUCGACGUGUGCGCGCUGGUCACCAUGUACUCCACGGCCCUGCUGAGCCUGGACUACUACAUCGAGCGGGCCCUGCCGCACACCUACAUGUCCAGCGUCUACAACACCAAGCACGUGUGCGGCUUCCUCUGGGGCGGGGCGGCGCUCACCAGCUUCUCCUCGCUGCUCUUCCACGUCUGCGGCCACGCCUCCGCCAAGAUGGCCGAGUGCGCCAAGAUGCGCGACAAGGAGGCGGCCGACGGCAUCAUGAUGCUGGUGGGCUACGCCGUGCCGGCGGCGGCCGUGCUCUACGCCCUGGCGCUCGUCCUGCGGAUCCGCCGCGAGGCCGCGUCCCUGGAGCCGGACCCCGGCAGCCCCGACCCCGCGGCGCAGCGCCUCCUGCUGGCGUCCGUGUGCGCGCAGUUCCUGCUCUGGACGCCGUACUACGCCGGGCUGCUGGCGCACGCCGUCUCCGGCGGGGCCGGCGCCCUUCCCGGCAGGCCGAGGGGCAGCACGUACCACUUCCUGCGGCGGCUGGCGCAGCUCCUGGCCUUCUCCAGCAGCUUCGUCACGCCGCUGGUGUACCGGCUGAUGAGCCGCGACUUCUCCCACAAGCUCCGGCGGCUGCUCCGGAGGCUCCCGGGAAGGAAGCGCGGCUGCGGCCACGCCCACGACCCCGCCGCGGCGCAGCAGGUAGUCACGUAGCCCCUCCCCCCACCCCACCCCCCGCCACGUUUCACCUCAAGGCCAGAGAUAGGACCCAGCAAAACCCAAUCGCGACAGGCGGACCUGGCUCACAACAUUCCCCCUUAUUCCCUUCCGGGCGACGGCAAGCGGGAGAGACCACUAAGUGCGGCUUUCCUGACCGAGGGAGCCCUGAUAGCGGCUACAGAAAAGCUAAAACCCUCGCAGGUCUCCUCUCUCCUCUGUGCCUCUUGUUCUCCGUGAACGGGACAGGGCGAUCUUCCGUCGCGCGAAGAAUUCGGCUUUUCCACAGCUCCCCCUUCCUGUGAGAAAGAGACGGUGUCUGUACCUCAGUGUGACCCCCCCAGGGCAUUGCUGGCUGAGCCUCUCUGGGCCCAAGUCCUCAAACACAUCGAGCGGAACGUAGUGACCUGCAAACCGCUUCUCUUCUUCACAAACACAACCGCUUGCCGCUCACACACACAACAUACGCUGGAUGGGAGUGUGUGGAAAGGUGUGCUUCUCUUUUAAUGAUCUGUGGCUGUGUGGCAUACAGUGUGUUUGCGUGUGCCUGCGUGUGUGAGUGUGUGUGUGUGCCUGUGUCUGUGUGUGCACGUGUGUUUGUGUGAGUGAGUGUGUGUGUGUGUGCACGUGUGUUUGUGUGUGUGUGUGUGCACGUGUGUUUGUGUGAGUGAGUGAGUGUGUGUGUGUGUGCACGUGUGUUUGUGUGUGUGUGUGUGCACGUGUGUUUGUGUGAGUGAGUGAGUGUGUGUGUGUGUGUGCGUGUGCGUGUGUCUGUGUGUGCACGUGUGUUUGUGUGAGUGAGUGUGUGUGUGUGUGCACGUGUGUUGUGUGUGUGUGUGCACGUGUGUUUGUGUGAGUGAGUGAGUGUGUGUGUGUGUGUGCGUGUGCGUGUGUCUGUGUGUGCACGUGUGUUUGUGUGAGUGAGUGUGUGUGUGUGUGCACGUGUGUGUGUGCGCGUGUGUCUGUGUGUGCACGUGUGUCUGUGUGUGUGUGCACGUGUGUUUGUGUGAGUGUGUGUGUGCGAGCGCGUGUGACUGUGUGUGUGUGUGUGCGCGUGUGUGAGAGAGACCCACAUAGCUACGAUGUAAAGAGUAAAACAGACUCAUUUAAUUUCUAAACCUGCGACCUCAUAGACCUGUAAUAUGAUGCAGUUUUAUUUAUAGACCUGUGAUAUGAUACAGUUUCAUUCAUAGACCUGUAAUACAAUACAGUUUUAUUUCUUAGACCUGUAAUAUAAUACAGUUUCACAGGUUUCUGUAUGCAACCACAAACCACAGUGCUGUCAGUACCUUUACUGAAACUCUAGCUACAUUUUAAUUCACUCAGCACAGUUGAAAAAGUGUCAUAUAUUUUACUUGGAAGUGUCAUGUAUGCAUGUCAAAAACGCACUGAGGUAAAGACGUCUGCUCGCUGGGUCUUUUCAGACCAAGCCGAUGUACGCCGCGUUGAGAGGCCGCGGUCAGAACGCACCGCAGGCCGCCUACGCGU
Anguilla rostrata (American eel) is the source of this 2829-nucleotide messenger RNA. RefSeq names its product probable G-protein coupled receptor 146. The coding region runs from base 331 to 1338 and encodes 335 amino acids. Gene Ontology annotation, molecular function: G protein-coupled receptor activity. Gene Ontology annotation, cellular component: membrane. Gene Ontology annotation, biological process: G protein-coupled receptor signaling pathway. The transcript is spliced from 2 exons. Lineage: Eukaryota; Metazoa; Chordata; Actinopteri; Anguilliformes; Anguillidae. The record is from RefSeq and is a predicted model, not a curated record.